Molecule: messenger RNA, 2336 nt
Organism: Cyphomyrmex costatus
Lineage: Eukaryota; Metazoa; Arthropoda; Insecta; Hymenoptera; Formicidae
Product: condensin complex subunit 2
Exons: 1
Coding region: 30-2066 (678 amino acids)
Biological process (GO): mitotic chromosome condensation
Cellular component (GO): condensin complex
Molecular function (GO): chromatin binding
Source: RefSeq, a predicted model, not a curated record
UAAAAAUAUAAAAAAUUUUUUAUGGUAAAAUGGAUUCCCGCAAGUCUUUAAUACACAAGAGAUUGGAGUCUCUACAAAAUACACCAAAUUCUUCGUCGCCAUUGCGAAGAAAGUCUAUUGUUCAAACUCCACCAACAAAUAACUUAUCAGAGAACGACGAUGAGGCCGAACGUAUCGCUCGCCGACGUGAGAUAUUUACAACACCGCCAUCGGCUAAUGGAAAUAAUAGUAGCAAGAGGUUGUCUCUGGGCUUGGGGUUAUUAGCAAAUAUUCCAGUGCCUCAGAUGGCCGAGAGUAUAAAUAAAUGCAUACAACUGAAUGCUGAAAACAAGAUCAAUGUCAAGAACGCAUUUAGUUUGGAGAUGAUCGACUUUAUGACAUAUAUGAUAAAGAAACAGGAUGCCAAUAUGUCGAAUUUGCAAGUGGCUAGCACCUCUUUGGACGUGAGCACCAAGAUCUAUGGAUAUCGUGUGGACAAUGUGCACAUGGAAAUACUUAAAAUGGCUGGUGGACUAGAUAAACAAGUAAUGGAGAAUAUGGAGCAAAAUUUGGAGGAACAGGCGGAAGCUGUACAGGAAGAUGCAGAAAACGUUGAGGUACGGAAAAAAAAGAAGAAGAAAUCGAAGCAAAAGAUCUUUAGCACUGUGGAGGCUCUGAGAGGCAACAUCGAAAUCGCGAAACCUAUGUCGACAAUGAUAGGCGAAGGAGAUUUGCAAACCAGCGAUAUGUUGUAUCAAGCAGCGCUGCCAAACCAUGCAAAUUCCGGUUUUUAUCAGCAUCCAUAUAACGAUGUGCUUGUCGAUGUCUUAGAGGAUAAACUCCAAUCACAAAAUAAUUCAGAUGUAAAAUAUGUUAUACCAGGAAUCGAAGAUUUCUUAAAUUUGGAAAUUUGUACAUCAUAUUCGAACUUCGAGUUUCUCGAUUGGUCUGUAGAGAACGAACCGGAACAGGAAAUUGAAUCCAAUGAUGACGGUGAGGACCGAUUUCAAUUUGAUUUGGACGCAAGCGUGGAACAUGAUGACGAUCCAGUACCCGAGCCCAUGAACUACUUCGACAUUGAGCAUGAUGACAACGAGAACAUUCAGGCAUGUUUUCGGAAAACGAUAGAUCGUCCAGUAAAUAUCGUAGAGAUGCCUAAGAACGCCCGAGCAUCCGAGUACUCCUUUGUUCAAUCAAGCAUGAGCUUGCAUUGGGCUGGUCCGUCUCAUUGGAAGUUUUGGAAUUUCGUGAAAUCUUCCGCUGCCGAAGGUAGUACAAAAGUAGCUUACAUGCAAGCUAAGAAAAAAGAAAAGAGAAAACAGUUUGAACUGGUGUACGACGAGACACGCGAUAUCAUAGACGCAAAGUUUGCGUCAAGCCAGUCCAUUAAAUUACAUGCCAAAACCGCGAAAGCCGAGUGGAGUACUGAAAACUUGACCCUACCAGAAGAUGUGCAUUACGAUAUUACACAGGGGAGCAAGCUCUAUCUGUACAAGAGAUUAACUAUAAAGUCGGCAAAUAGUGAGAAAGAGAACGAGAAUGUCGUAACUGUCGCGGACAUAUCUGAUGGCGAAAGAUAUGAUUAUAACAAUCCUAAUGACACGCUGGAAUACUGUCCCAAUAUUGAACAGGAAGUUUAUGAUGAUUAUGGAAGGGAGGAUGGUAACGAUGAUUGUAAUUUUGACGAUAGCGCCAAUGUGUUGGAUAGCCAGGGUCUCAUCGGCGACAAUCUAGUCGCUGCACCAAAGUUAGUUAAUAAAAUAUCCAUCGCGUAUUGUUUGAAAGCGAAAAAAAUUGACAUGCGACAGUUAAAGAAAUCUUUAUGGACUUGUUUGAAGUCUACGAAUAACGCGGUAAUCGCAGAAGAAACGUUGAACGAAACCGACACGAUGAAGGAAAGCAAACAAUUCAGCGACGUUUACAAAACGCUGCCGAAAUUGCUAACGAAAAAUAACGCCGAGGCAUUAAGCGUGCCGAUCUCUUUUAUAUCUAUGUUACAUUUGGCGAAUGAGAAAGAAUUGAAGAUUUGUUCGGUACCGGACUUGUCUGAUAUUAUCAUUCAACCUGGAUCGCCAUCGUCGAACUGACAAGAUUUCUUUUCUUUUGUACAUAUUCAAAUAGACAGAACAUAAGAAGACAAACAGGACAGAGUGUAAUAAAAAUUGCAUUGCAAAUAAUAUUGUCUUCACUAGAGACCUUAUAACAGAAUCUCACUACUAUUUUAUUCUGUAACUUUAAGAUCAUAGGAUGAUACGGUGUAAGUUAUUAGUGAAUAAUAUAUGUACAUGUACAGGAAAGAAAUAUACACGUAUGCCUUUCUCUCUCGUAAACUUUCGUUACGUAAUAAAAUCGUUCGC